Hibiscus syriacus is the source of this 1326-nucleotide messenger RNA. RefSeq names its product purine permease 3-like. Bases 36 to 1079 code for a protein of 347 amino acids. The record is from RefSeq and is a predicted model, not a curated record. Gene Ontology annotation, cellular component: membrane. Gene Ontology annotation, molecular function: purine nucleoside transmembrane transporter activity. The transcript is spliced from 2 exons. Lineage: Eukaryota; Viridiplantae; Streptophyta; Magnoliopsida; Malvales; Malvaceae.
CUGUGGAGGUCGACAAAAAACCUGUAUCAAACACCAUGAUUAUGAGAAAAGUUCUGCUAAUAAUAAACAGUGUCAUCCUUUGUAUAGGUAAUUGUGCAAGUCCACUUUUGAUGCGCCUUUACUUCAUCCAUGGCGGUAAACGAAUUUGGUUCUCCAGCUGGCUCCAGACUGGUGCUUUUCCCAUCAUCUUUCUUCCAAUCGCUUGUGCUUACUUUCACCGUUCAAGGACUCAACCCAGUUCUCAAAACAAGCUUUUCUUUAUGAAACCCUAUUUGUUCAUUGCUUCCGCCGUCAUUGGAAUCCUCACCGGCUUCGAGAACUACCUAUACGCCUAUGGGGUCGCUCGUCUUCCGGUCUCGACUUCAUCUUUAGUCAUUGCCUCACAGCUGGCUUUCACUGCGGGGUUCGCUUUUGUUUUGGUGAAGCAAAAGUUCACUUCUUACUCCGUAAACGCCGUGUUUCUGUUAACGAUCGGAGCUGGCGUUUUAGCCUUGCAUACGAGCGGCGACCGUCCCGCGAAUGAAUCGAACAGGGAAUACGUUUUGGGGUUCCUAAUGACCCUCGGAGCUUCAGCUUUGUAUGGCUUUAUUCUGCCCUUGGUGGAGCUGGCUUACAAGAAAGCAAAACAAGAAAUCAGCUACGUUCUUGUGAUGGAGGUACAGACGGUGAUGUGCUUGUUCGCUACCGGCGUUUGCACCGUUGGCAUGCUUCUUAACAACGAUUUCAAGGUGAUUCCCAGGGAAGCAAGGGAAUACGAGCUCGGGGAAACAAAUUACUACGUAAUUGUGAUUUGGACCGCAAUAGUAGGGCAGUGUUUCUUCUUGGGAGCCAUAGGAGUAAUCUUCUGUGCGUCGUCUUUGUUAUCGGGCAUCAUAAUUGCUGUUUUAUUACCGGUAACUGAGGUUCUGGCUGUUAUUUUCUACAAUGAAAGUUUCCAUGCGGAGAAGGGAGUGGCGCUUGCACUCUCACUUUGGGGCUUCCUUUCUUACUUCUACGGCGAGAUUAAGGAGUCCAAGAAGAACAAACCAGCCCUUCAAACCGAGAUGGCCUCAGCUUCUGAUGGACAGGAAAGCGUGUAAAAAUUUAAUGGAAUACACAAAUGUAUGAAAAAGCAAGUUUAUCAUAGCUAAGUUUUAUCUUCUAUUUUUGAAUUUAACAUCAUGCCUUGAUGGUUUAUACAACACACAUAUAGAUCUAAAUAGACCUAUUAGCAUAUAUAUGAAUCUCUUGCUUUUUUCUUCUUCUUCUUUUCCUCCGCUUUAAACUUAUGUAAUGAGAAGUACAGAAAAACCCAGCUAAACACCCGGGGUCAAAAGGAGAGUCCCA